Molecule: messenger RNA, 417 nt
Organism: Fusarium tjaetaba
Lineage: Eukaryota; Fungi; Ascomycota; Sordariomycetes; Hypocreales; Nectriaceae
Exons: 1
Coding region: 1-417 (138 amino acids)
Source: RefSeq, a predicted model, not a curated record
AUGCCUUCUGUCAAAGAGUCCCCCGACCCCGAUCCAGUUCAACAAGCCAUGGCCGCGGAUGCCUACUGCACCCAAGUAAACCCGAUGGUCAAGCUCCUCCAGCAGUUGAUCGACGAGCGGCCAGCAGGCGACGAUCCAGUCAAAAACAUAGCCAAAGUCUGUUGUGUGAUCAUCCAAACGGGCGUAGAACACAAAAACAUAAAGGGUCAGCGCUUACAGGAUCAGAGCUACCCUCCUAUGCUACAAGAGAUGAUACGCGACGUAGACUCGAUUAUGGAUGCCUAUUUUAAGAAUCAUCCUCACGGCGAGGGACCACGAGGCGAGAGUUCCUCUGUCGGAGAUAAGAUGCGCAGUGUCGAGGAUGACGCUGAAAACGACGAAGCGACCCGAAAGGAUCUGGAGACUGGGAGAGAGUAG